This is a messenger RNA of Schistocerca serialis cubense, 1768 nucleotides long. RefSeq lists its product as uncharacterized. The record is from RefSeq and is a predicted model, not a curated record. NCBI's taxonomy places the organism in Eukaryota, Metazoa, Arthropoda, Insecta, Orthoptera, Acrididae. The transcript is spliced from 9 exons. Bases 155 to 1375 code for a protein of 406 amino acids.
AUGGUGUUUGGCAGUGUUUUACGUGAAGUAAAUAUGUGAGAUAGCACAAUUAACAGAAAAAAAUGCAGUUUUCAAACGAUAUUCGAUAGCAAAUGAGUAUUUUACAUUCGCCAGUGGAAAAAACUGCUGGACUUCCUCAUCCCCACUACUUUUGAUGAGCGUGAUUGACUUUUGGUCAAACCUGAAUAAGAUACUUCCAGGGGAAAUUCCCAAAAGUCCGAUGGAUCUUGCUGAAACUAUGAAGAAUAUAGUUGCAAAGGGAAUACAAACUGAGAUGGGCCCUCCAUUUGCUGGUGCUGGUUAUGUGACAGAAAAGUUGUACAUGCUGCUUCAAUUAUAUUUGCAAAAUAAAGGAUGGAAUCCAUCAGUGGAAUUGUUACAGUGCUUCAGCGAAUUAAAGGAAGCAUCAAUGCUACCAAGUGCUGCCUACUUACAGAUGAUGGCAUCUCGUGUGGCACUAGAUGCUCAAGGUCGUUUGAUAUUGAGAGAGAAUGGCAAGAUAAUCCUGCCUUAUGAACAUUUCGCUAAUGCUGUAAUGUUGAAGCAUAUGAAUGGGCCACACGGGCUUCAUCUUGGAUUGGAAGGAACCAUCAGAGCUGUAAUGGAGUCCUAUACAAUUGGAAGAGAAUGUUUUGGAAUGGAGAAAGAAUUUAUCGUGGAUGUGGUCCAGAAUUGCCCAAAUGCUGCUUGUCGUUAUUACAAGAACCAACUUGAACUAACACAGAAGGGCAUGCACCUUAGUGCGCCUACAUACAUCCCUGAUUCAGCAGGAGGUACAAGCCAGUUAAAUCCUUCAGUUCAAGAGGCUGCUGCAAAUUUAUUGAGAAGUGCUGCAUAUCCAAGUUCAGCAGCAGGAGCAGAAUUUGGUGUACCAUUACCACUGCAUCACCCAGUGGAAAUGGGAGCAGAUGCUGCAAAUAAAAAGGCUCACCACAAGCAGCAAAAAACCUAUGAGCAAGUUGAUUCAAAAUUAGCAGACUUUUUAAGGGCUAAUCUUGAAAAUCUUGAAGGUUUCUCCAGUGCUAAUAAGGAUCUUCUAGCCCUUCAUAAUGGAGCUUGGCCCAACAGUGAUAUGGAUAAAAGAACAUCCUCUGGUUCUGAAGGGGGACAGGAAAAAAUAGUCAGGGCAUUCACUGAAAUAAUGAAAAAUAUGUCUCGAAUGAAGACCUGUAUUCGACCAGCAAUGUGCAAACCAUAUGGGAAACAGUCUGAAGCACUACAAAAAACAUUGGUAGAUACAAUUCAACUUGUUCAGUCUCUUCGCUCUUUUCUACCACCUCCACAUAUUGCUGUUAGCAGCUGGAAAAAUGAAGACAAACACAGGAAAACUAGUAUGGAGGAUCUCUGUGAUUCAACAGUUCGCAAGAUUGACUGAUAUGAUCUGUCAUUGAGCCCAAUGCGUGCUGAAGCCAUAGAUUCAGACAAUAUUCUAGUCAGACCAAAGACUAUAGAUGAAUGAAGGAAAUAUCUGUGAUAGUCAAAACCUUGAAAAGGCAUGUAAUGUGACUGUACGUAAUAACAUAUUUCUAAUUUUGUUUUUUGAACUUCCAGGAUUGUGUGUUACAUUUAGUUCUUUCAUUGUUGUAAAAGCUACAGCCUGAUGUUUCUGUUCAUUCCAAGCACUUUAAAAGUGACAAAAUCACAUUAUUAGUGAAUCAGUUACUUUUUUGUUCUGUCACAUGGCUGUGAUAGUGGUCAGCUUUAUGUUUGUGUUAUUGUCAUUUGAACUAAAUUGAAUCUGUUAUAUAGUUUAUAUUCAGAAGAUGUU